AUGGAAAACCUCUCAACGGUGGUGUUGAUUUUGGUUCUCUUAGUGAACUUCCACUGCACUGCCGUUUUUGGUCAUUUGAAAAGUGUAGUUGGUAGUGCAGCUGGUGCUAUAGGAGAACAGCCUCUAUCAAAGAUUGCAAUCCAUAAAACCACACUUGCUCUUAGUGGUAAUGCCUCCAUUCAAGCCACCCCUCUUCUUCUUGGACUCAAGGGUGAAGACACUGGAUGGGUCGUUGUGGAUUUUGUAAACGAAGAACCUUCUAAUGAUGACUGGAUUGGAGUUUUUUCUCCAGCAAAAUUCAAUGCAUCGAAUUGUAAAGUGGAAAAUAACCGUAGAGUACAAGCUCCAUAUACAUGCUCCGCCCCAAUUAAGUACAAGUAUGCAAAUCACUCGAAUCCUGAUUACACGACAACUAAGAAAGCUUCAGUAAGGUUCCAGUUGAUCAAUCAGCGAGAAGAUUUCUCCUUUGCAUUGUUUGCGGGCGGAUUGUCAAAUCCGAUACUCAAAGCAAUAUCUAAUUUCAUAGCUUUUGCAAAUCCUAAAGCACCAGUUUUUCCUCGCCUUGCUCAAGGGAAAUCUUGGGAUGAAAUGACAGUUACAUGGACAAGUGUUUAUAAUAUAGAUGAAGCCAUUCCUUUCGUGGAAUGGGGUUGGAAGGGUCAAGAACAAAAGCGCUCACCGGCUGGAACAUUAACAUUUGAGCAAAACAGCAUGUGCGGUCCACCUGCUAGUACAGUUGGCUGGCGUGACCCUGGUUUCAUACAUACGAGUCACUUAAAGGAUUUGUGGCCAAAUAUUGAACAUACGUACAAGUUGGGUCACCUAUUAAUUAAUGGCUCCAUUGUUUGGAGCAAGAUGUACUCAUUCAGAUCGUCCCCAUAUCCGGGACAAGACUCACUGCAACGUGUAAUAAUAUUUGGUGACAUGGGCAAGGCGGAACGUGAUGGUUCAAAUGAGUACAGCGAUUAUCAACCUGGCUCUUUGAAUACCACUGAUCAACUCAUCAAGGAUCUCAAUAACUUUGACAUAGUUAUGCAUAUAGGAGAUCUCCCAUAUGCAAAUGGCUAUAUCUCACAAUGGGACCAAUUCACAGCACAGGUGGAACCCAUAGCAUCAACUGUCCCUUAUAUGAUUGCAAGUGGUAAUCACGAGCGUGACUGGCCUGGGUCAGGAUCCUUUUAUGACACUCCAGAUUCUGGUGGUGAAUGUGGUGUGCUAGCUGAGACCAUGUUCUAUGUUCCCGCAGAAAAUAGAGCCAAGUUUUGGUACUCAACAGAUUAUGGUAUGUUCCACUUCUGCAUAGCCGAUACUGAGCAUGAUUGGAGGGAGGGAACUGAGCAGUACAAGUUUAUCGAACGUUGCCUUGCACAAGCAGACAGGCGAAAACAGCCUUGGUUGAUCUUUGCUGCUCAUAGGGUCCUUGGUUAUUCUUCUAACGACUGGUAUGGAUCAGAAGGUUCAUUUGAAGAGCCCAUGGGAAGGGAAAGCUUAGAAAAGCUUUGGCAAAAGUACAAGGUGGACAUUGCGUUCUUUGGCCAUGUCCACAAUUAUGAAAGAAUUUGCCCAAUUUACCAGAAUCAGUGUGUGAAUUCUGAAAUAUCACACUACUCUGGCACUGUGAAUGGGACAAUACACGCUGUUGUUGGUGGAGGAGGGAGCCAUUUGUCGGAGUUCAGUCCCCUUGAAACCGCUUGGAGUCUCUAUAAGGAUUAUGAUUUUGGAUUUGUCAAAUUGACUGCAUUUAACCACUCCUCCCUUCUUUUCGAAUACAAGAAGAGCAGCGAUGGAAAGGUAUAUGACUCUUUCACUAUCUCAAGAGACUAUAAAGAUGUCUUAGCUUGUGUGCACGAUGGCUGUGAAGCAACCACUUUAGCAACUUGA
Molecule: messenger RNA, 1881 nt
Organism: Fraxinus pennsylvanica
Lineage: Eukaryota; Viridiplantae; Streptophyta; Magnoliopsida; Lamiales; Oleaceae
Source: the annotation of a GenBank genome assembly